Medicago truncatula (barrel medic) is the source of this 1786-nucleotide messenger RNA. RefSeq lists its product as uncharacterized. Gene Ontology annotation, biological process: menaquinone biosynthetic process. NCBI's taxonomy places the organism in Eukaryota, Viridiplantae, Streptophyta, Magnoliopsida, Fabales, Fabaceae. Gene Ontology annotation, molecular function: 1,4-dihydroxy-2-naphthoyl-CoA synthase activity. Bases 721 to 1077 code for a protein of 118 amino acids. The transcript is spliced from 4 exons. The record is from RefSeq and is a predicted model, not a curated record. Gene Ontology annotation, cellular component: cytosol.
UUCUCUUUCUAAGAAAACCCUCCCUCUCCCUCUGUUUUCUCUUCUUCCCUCACGUGUUCCUCCAUCCUUCACCUCAAUUUAUCUAAUUCUUCUCAAAUCAAGUAGAAAUCAACAUUCAAUCCCAUCUUCACACUCUAAUUGGCAAACUAAACUAGAAUCCAACUUUAAAUUUCUUCCCCUCCCUUUUAUUCCUCUCAGUCGAACCCUCUUUAAGAAAGAAAAUUGGAAAAGUUCAUUGUUUAAGCUCAUCAAAAACAUUGCAUGUGAAGCCUGGCUGAUUUGUUGUGUUGUUUGGUUGCUGCAAGAGCUUGGGUACUGCCUACUGACUAUGGGUGAUUCAUUCUCUAAAGGAAGUAGUUGAAGUGGAAGGUUGAGAGAAAGCUAGGGCUUUAUCAAGGACGUUGAUGCAUAAACUAAAAGUUGAUAUUUAAGCUAAACUAAGUUGUUCUAAGACUAGGGCUGGUACAAAGAUUAUGGAUGAUCAAAAAGGGUUUCAAGGGGAUAUUAGAAGUGGUUUUUGCUGCUAUUUGGAAUGAGAACAUGUAAACAGAAGCAAGAAUCAAUGAUUAAGGGUGUAAAGAAUUAAAAAGAGUUAUGUCAGAUUUGAACUUUAGUACCCACAAGGUGUUUGUGGAAACGUGGCAAAGGAAAAAAUAUUAGCAGAAUUACAAUGUUUAUAAAUCAAGCUCAUACUUAUGGUCAAUAUAAUGUUUUGAUUUGAUGUAUCUAGAAAAUUUAGAGAAAGAAACAAUAAAAUGGUGUAGGGGGAUACUCAGGAAUAGCCAAACCGCAAUUCAGGUUCUCAAGGUAGCUAUUAAUGCAGUCGAUGAUGGGCACGCCAGACUUCAGGAUGCAAAGCCUGUUGCUGUUGAAAAAAGAGUAAGAAAGAUAGCUCCGAUUCUAACGAUGAAGAUGAUGAUACAAGCUCUGAAGAAGAGAAGAAACUUGUGGCUGCUAAGAAAGAGGAACCACUUGUGCUACAGUUCUUAUCCGAGUAAUAUUUACGGAAGGAUGCAAAUCAGUAGCAGCUGGAAUGAAUGCAAUGGAUCUGAGAUGAGGUAUAAAUAUGGAUGUUGAUGCUGUUGUUACAAACUUGAAAACAGAGCACGAAUGAUCGACACUUCUGAAGAAAUAGCUCAGGUAUGUGUAUCAAAUUUUUAGAGCUAACAGGCGUAUUCCAAGAAAGUGGUGACAACCUCAAGGACUGCAGGACAAUAGUUUUUAUGAGUUUUGUAUUUUUAAUCGACACUUCUGAAGUAAUUUUUUAGUUUUUAUCAUCGAGUUUCAUGAUUCAGUGUUUUGUUUUGUAUCUUUUCCUGGGUGUAUAUGUGAAUAUACACAAAUUAAAUUUCAAUUUAUGUGCGAUGAUAAAAAUGUUUGAUUUUUAGUAACUUUUACUUUUCAGUCCAUCUGUGCAUUUUGUUUUUGCUGCAUGAUUUGGAUACUUUUGAAGGGGGCAUAUAUAGAUAGAGAUAGCAUUUGUGCUAGCAUUUUUAUAUGGUUUCUUGGUAUGCCAGAAAAUUAGUCCCAUAAUGAAGUUGCAGGAGGGAUGGUAGUAAUGCAGAAACGAAUAUAACGUUCUUUACUGAAGAUUUUUCAUUCGAGUGGCAUUAACCUCAUUUAAGUGACUUUAUCUUGGUAUUAAAAUCGUGUAAUUCGCUACAUGUUAUGUUUGGAAAGGUUUCUAAGUUUCAGUUAUUCACUGUUGUAGAAAUUCCCUUUUUGUGGUGUUUUUGGAGAAGAAAUAAUGCAUAAUGAGGAUCAUUGGUGGCAGAUAGAUAGAUGG